AAAAAUUUUAAGGUAUAAUAUGAAAUAUAAUACAAUGAAAAAUUAAACUAAAUAGGGCAAGAAAACAAAAUUUAAGAUUUGGGCGCUCGAACUCAACACGGAAUUAAAAGCGAACGAGACCUUGUGUCGGCGCACGUGUGGACGGAGGGGUCGUGCUCACCCUAUUAUCAUUUGUUAUUACUUCUGAAUCCUCAUAAUCUUCACUAUUAUAUCCUAAUCCUUGAAGGUCAGAAUGGGAAAGAUUAAACGUCUGCAGAAUGCUGGUGGCAAAGUGCCUCGGCCAGGCCCUCUAGCAGAGCAAAUUGAAAAAUCUGAAUAUGCACAACCCUCUGCAAGGAAGAAAGUUCGCAGCCAACGCUCUGAUGGUGACGAUGAAUUUGUAGAAGGCCAGAUGGGGCGUAGCAUCUUGAAACAGAGUCAGGCUCAAUUGCAGGAGGUUCUUUUUGAAGACAUGGAGAAGGACUUCCCACCUCUUGGGCAGCCGGUUGAGAAAUAUGAGAGACAACCUCAGAAGGUGUCUCUCAGCCGAAAAUCCAAAGAUGCCAUUGAUGACGAGGAAAGCAGUGACGAUGAGAAAGAGGUUAAUGAGAUGGAUAACCCUGUACCUUGCAAUGUAGACAAAGUUGUAAACGAUUUUGAGAAGGAAUUGGAUUUAGCCGAAGAUGACAUGAAAAUUCUGGAACACUUCAUGAACAAAGAUGCACAACCCCAGAGAAAACUAGCAGACAUGUUCCGUGAUAAAAUCACGGAAAAGCAGACAGACAUCCAAUCACAAGUGAAUGCUAGCA
Messenger RNA from Penaeus monodon (black tiger shrimp), 788 nucleotides. It is a transcript of the gene bys, whose product is annotated as bystin-like. Lineage: Eukaryota; Metazoa; Arthropoda; Malacostraca; Decapoda; Penaeidae. Gene Ontology annotation, biological process: rRNA processing. The record is from RefSeq and is a predicted model, not a curated record. Gene Ontology annotation, molecular function: snoRNA binding. Gene Ontology annotation, cellular component: preribosome, small subunit precursor; cytoplasm; nucleolus.